AUGUCUCCAAGAAAUAUUUUCUUGAUAAGCUCCCGAAAUACUGAAGCACAGCGGUCGCACUUUGCAAUAUUUGUUCCUGCCGCCGAGCACCCCGAUCGAGGAACGUUGAUACAAGCCGUCGGAGCACCUAUGACAGGCUACGUCCUAGAAUUGAAGCGUAACUAUGCACCAAAGGAUGAUUCGACGGAGAAGUACAGGAUGAUUGAGAUUGGCCAUGUUGACUCUACGAAAAUCAUUGAUUCUUCAUCGGGAGUGAAAGAGAGCGACGGGAUCCCGAGAGGAGAAAUCGAGUUCGCAGCGUCUGAGAUACCUACACCCGGGAUCGGUGAUAACUAUCUAGCGCCAGUCAAUGAUAUAACCAAUAAGAGAUGCCAGGAAUGGACGAUGGAGUUUGUUCGGCAUCUUGUCGGUAAACACCUUAUCGAACCGGAAGCUAUUCAAAUAGUCCAGUCUCAGCGGGACCCAUCAUCCCAUGGUAUUGGGCUGCAGCCCACUCUUCGUCGUUAA
Penicillium maclennaniae is the source of this 507-nucleotide messenger RNA. RefSeq lists its product as uncharacterized. Bases 1 to 507 code for a protein of 168 amino acids. NCBI's taxonomy places the organism in Eukaryota, Fungi, Ascomycota, Eurotiomycetes, Eurotiales, Aspergillaceae. The record is from RefSeq and is a predicted model, not a curated record. The transcript is spliced from 2 exons.